Molecule: messenger RNA, 935 nt
Organism: Pelagomonas calceolata
Lineage: Eukaryota; Pelagophyceae; Pelagomonadales; Pelagomonadaceae
Source: the annotation of a GenBank genome assembly
GUUUGGAGCCCCACUGUCCAAGGCUCUGCAGUCCAGCGCGGCGAGCGCUGCGACUUGGACUGUAGGGCUGCGUUUUACUCUCACAGAUGUAUUCCAGCAGCAGGGGGCUGCCGGCUGGGAAGGACUGGCAGUCCCGGUCCAGCAAGCAAUCGGAGUCCAGGUUCAGUGACAGAUCGCACACGUCGCGGUACAGGCCCAGAGAUCGGUCCAGGUCGCGAGAGCGCCGGCAUAGGUCGAGGAGUUGGUCGCCACGAGAACGCACUGAUCGAUGGCGACCGCCGCCGCGACGCCGCUCGCGAUCACGGCACCGCUCGCCGCCGCGGCGCGAUGAGCGGCGCCGUUCACGAUCACCACGCUGGCAGCGAUCGCCACCGCGGCCGCGCUCACCGCCGCGGCGCUACGAACGACGGCGCUCACGCUCACCACGCCGACAGCGCUCUCCACCACCACGAUACCGACAGCGCUCGCCCCCGCCGCCGCGGCGCAAGCCGCAGAGCCGGUCCGUGUCGCCGGUGGUCACGGCCGAGUCGACGGCCACCGUGGCCGACGCCGGUCCGACGCUCGACUCGGUGAUGCGCGCGCACCCGGGGCUCUCGGUCACCGACGCGCUCGAAAUCCUCGCGCGGAAGACGGGCAGCGCGGCCGACAAGGCCUUGGAACACCACGGACGCGAGGGCAAGCGCAUCUUCACGGAGGAGCCCACGGAUAGGAAAGGCGCGGUCAUGACUGCCGUGUUGUCCGUACGGCCUUCGUGCUGCUAUUUCCUGCAGGGCAUCUGCACGUUCGGUGAGCGCUGUGAACACGCGCACAUCAAGUCGACGCGGUGUCACUUCGGGCAUCGGUGUCGCGUCGGCCACGCGGCGCCGCUCGUCGAGUAUUGCAAUAUUACCACGGGCGGCGCGAGCAAGGGUGCUGGGAACUAAGUGUUGUGUGAA